GCACCCAGCCGCGGCCCGCGGCCCGCCGCGCCGCGCCGCCCGGCCAUGCGGGUGGUGGCGGGGCUGGGCAACCCGUGGCCCGUCCCGAGGCUGUCGCGGCACAACGCGGGCGUGCUGCUGGUGGACCUGCUCCGGGAGCAGCUCGGGCUCGAGUGGCGCUGGCAUUGGAGCUGCCUCUGCUGGCUCGCGCGCAGCGCUGGCGACGGUCGCGACGAGGGCGACGGCGGCGGCUUGGCACUGGCGGGCAGGGCCAAGCCCCCGCCAGACGUCCAUGCCGGUAUCUCGGCGGCGCGCCCAGGGGGACGGGAGGAAGAUAUACAGUGAGCGGCUUGAAUAAGGAACGCUUACUUUUCAAAAGGGGCUCG
This is a messenger RNA of Prorocentrum cordatum, 365 nucleotides long. Lineage: Eukaryota; Dinophyceae; Prorocentrales; Prorocentraceae. The record is from the annotation of a GenBank genome assembly.